This is a messenger RNA of Octodon degus (degu), 1869 nucleotides long. RefSeq names its product pantothenate kinase 2 (gene Pank2). Lineage: Eukaryota; Metazoa; Chordata; Mammalia; Rodentia; Octodontidae. Gene Ontology annotation, biological process: coenzyme A biosynthetic process. The transcript is spliced from 7 exons. The record is from RefSeq and is a predicted model, not a curated record. Gene Ontology annotation, molecular function: ATP binding; pantothenate kinase activity. The coding region runs from base 352 to 1698 and encodes 448 amino acids. Gene Ontology annotation, cellular component: nucleus; cytosol.
GGGGAGGCGGGCCCCUCCACCCCCACGUCCAUUGGGCAGCGCCGCCUUCACUCUCCUCAGGGCGACAAGGCCUUCUCCUCAGCGAAGCCCAGAGCCUCCCCUCCUCCGCCCCGCCCCGUCCCUAGGGGGCCUUUCAUUGGGCAUAGCUGCGUUCAAUCUACCUCAAGUUAGAAACACGAUUGGACAAGAGGCCUUCGGUCCGCCCUCAGGCUGCGUGGAUAGGCUUGUUGCGCGUUGGCGCAACGGAAGAGGCGGCCGGCGGAGGGUGCGCCUCUGCUCCGGCGAACUGCUGCGGAGGAGGAGAGUUCAACGCUGGGGGGCCGGCUAGGGCGGCAGCAGUGGCUGCUGUGCAUGGGAACGGGCCGGCUCGGCGCGCCCAUGGAGCGCCACGGCAGAACCUCUGCCACCUCAGCCCCGUCAGUCGGCGAGCCGGAGUCCGGAGGCGCCGAAGAAGGGCGGCGGCGGGAGCCACUGCGGCGCCGGGCGAGCAGCGCGUCGGCGCCUCUGGUCGGGGCUUCAGCGGAGGGCGCGAGGUGGGACCGCCCUGGCUCCUACAGCGGUCCUGCUUCUGUCUCCCGCCAGCGCGUCGAAAACCUCCGGAAAAAGCGGCCGCUUUUUCCAUGGUUUGGCUUGGAUAUUGGUGGAACUCUGGUCAAGCUGGUUUAUUUUGAACCCAAAGACAUCACUGCUGAAGAAGAAGAAGAGGAAGUGGAGAGUCUGAGAAGCAUUCGGAAGUACCUCACCUCCAAUGUGGCCUAUGGGUCCACGGGCAUUCGGGAUGUUCACCUCGAGCUGAAGGACCUGACUCUGUGUGGACGCAAAGGCAAUCUGCACUUUAUACGCUUUCCUACUCAUGACAUGCCUGCUUUUAUUCAAAUGGGCAGAGAUAAAAACUUCUCGAGUCUCCACACGGUCUUUUGUGCCACUGGAGGUGGAGCAUACAAAUUUGAGCAGGAUUUUCUCACAAUAGGUGAUCUUCAGCUUUGCAAACUGGAUGAGCUAGAUUGCUUAAUAAAAGGAAUUUUAUAUAUUGACUCAGUUGGAUUCAAUGGGCGGUCGCAGUGCUACUACUUUGAAAACCCUGCUGAUUCUGAAAAAUGUCAGAAGUUGCCAUUUGAAUUGAAAAAUCCAUACCCUCUGCUUUUGGUGAAUAUUGGCUCAGGAGUUAGCAUUUUAGCAGUAUAUUCCAAAGAUAAUUACAAGAGGGUCACUGGUACUAGUCUUGGAGGAGGAACUUUUUUUGGUCUCUGUUGUCUUCUAACUGGCUGUACCACUUUUGAAGAAGCUCUUGAAAUGGCAUCUCGUGGAGAUAGUACCAAAGUGGAUAAACUAGUAAGAGACAUUUAUGGAGGAGACUAUGAGAGGUUUGGAUUGCCAGGCUGGGCUGUGGCUUCGAGCUUUGGAAACAUGAUGAGCAAAGAGAAGCGAGAGGCUGUCAGUAAGGAGGACCUCGCUAGAGCGACUUUGAUUACCAUCACCAACAACAUUGGUUCCAUAGCAAGAAUGUGUGCUCUUAAUGAAAACAUUAACCAGGUGGUAUUUGUUGGAAAUUUCUUAAGGAUUAAUACCAUCGCCAUGCGGCUUUUGGCUUAUGCUUUGGAUUACUGGUCCAAGGGGCAGUUGAAAGCUCUGUUUUCUGAACAUGAGGGUUAUUUUGGCGCUGUUGGAGCACUCCUUGAGCUGUUGAAGAUUCCCUGAUUGUUACCUGGAAGGGCUUCCUGGAUCCUUCCAUGAUGGACAUUGUGAACUUCAUUUUUUAAAAAGAGACUUACUCAGUUUUAUGAUUGUUUACUACUGAAUCAAAGUGAGAAAUAAUUGUAUUUUUUCUAAGUCAUCAAGAAAAAAAUUUAUUCUAAACUAGCAACCAGU